Enterobius vermicularis (human pinworm) is the source of this 647-nucleotide messenger RNA. The record is from the annotation of a GenBank genome assembly. Lineage: Eukaryota; Metazoa; Nematoda; Chromadorea; Rhabditida; Oxyuridae.
AUGAGGAGCAGGCAGAAUUGGGAAAAUUACGCAUCAGUUGAGGGCGUCGAUAUCGAAAAGGCUUUUGCAUUUUCUGGUGGGCUUACUGAAGAGAUGAAGGACGAAGGCAGUAGAAUUUCUAUGUUGAGGUUUCAAAAGAAGACCAGUUUUUUACCUAGGAUAUGCGCGGGCCUUUCACAGCGCACAGCACAACAGGUGAUUGGAAGAAUGCGUCGUCUUUAUCACCCAUCGUCUUUCGAGAGGGUCCCUUGGACGGAGGAAGAUUUUAAAAAGCUAGAAGAAUUGCAUUCGCACAAGAUGAAACCUGCUGCUAUUUCUUUAUUAUUGAACAGAAAAGUUCGGUCUGUUGAUGCUCAGUUAGACAAAUUAAAAAAGAAAAAAGUUACCCCUCGUUCCCGCCCUUUUGCUUGGGAUUUUUACGCGAAAUCAAGACUUAUAGCUCAUGUAAAGAGUGUACUACGUAAGAAACUUUGUGAGGACGAAGAAAGUAAGGAUUUUUUUGAUCAGCUGUAUGAGGAGACAGAUGGUCGUACUAUCGUGCAUUUUGCAAUGUCAUCUUUACCUAAAAAUCACAAAAUUUUCAACUUUGAUAAUUUAGCAAAGUUACUGCGCUGUACACCUGAGGAAGUUUUAUCUAGAUGGUGAGU